CUCUCAGCUGCUGUCACUCCCCUCCCUUCCUGUGGAUGGUGUAGCUCUCUCUCCCUCUCUCUCCCUCUCUCCCUCUCUCUCUCUCUCUCUCUCUCGCAGUCUGCUGGAGCUGCACACAAGGAUUAGAGGGUUGCUGUGUGAGUGUCUGCUCAAAGAGAAGAAGCCAGAAGACAGAAAGAAGAGAUAAAAUGUUCUACUAGAAGAGGAUACUACUGUGGAUAAGUGUUGUGAUAUUUGUGUUUUGCACAGCCUCUGCCUCUCGUCAAGCCCUGCUGAAGCCUUCACCUGGGGAAGAGGACAGAUAAGGGACUAUAUAUCCUGGAGCUUCCACUCGGGGAGCCAUGUGAGCCGCAACCCCCUCCACCUACUUCACACUAACACCCCACAGUCUGCACUCUGAGUCUGGGGAGCACCACCAAACAGGAUUUUUCACUCCACUCCUCUGCUCUCCUCCCUGGAACCUCUACUUUCAGGAGGGGACUCUCGGGGGCUCGGCGUACCCCGGCGGGAGACGCUCAUCUCGGGGCACUGGUCGGGCUGUGAGUGCCCCCUGGUCUGGAGGCCAGCCAGCAGCACUCCAGCACCAUGGAUUACCUGCUUGGGAUUGUAGUGCUGCUGUGCGGGGCGGUGCAGCCUGGACGAGGAGUUGAGCCCAAGCACAAUGUACCCAGGCUAAAGCUGUCAUACAAGGAGAUGUUAGACACCAGUAACCUCAUCACCUUCAAUGGUUUGGCCAACAGUUCGAGCUACGACGCUUUCCUAUUGGACGAGGAACGAGGAAGACUACUGGUCGGAGCCGAGGAUCACAUCUUCUCAUUUGACCUUGUCAAUAUUAACAGAGACCACAAAAUGAUUGCGUGGCCUGCCACCCCCUCUAAGAGGGACGAAUGCAAGUGGGCAGGGAAAGACCUGGGGAUGGACCAUGGAAUCAGACACACAUGGAGCGGAGACAAGGACAGACAGAAAGAGUGUUCUAACUUCAUCCGGGUUCUCCAGCCGUAUAACCAGACCCAUCUGUACAUCUGUGGCACAGGAGCCUUCCACCCCAUUUGUGCUUAUCUGGAAAUGGGCAAAAGGGCAGAGGACAACAUCUUUCGACUGGCCUCACAUUUCGAGAACGGCCGCGGGAAAAGCCCCUACGACCCCAAAAUGCUCUCGGCCUCGCUUCUGAUUGACGGAGAGCUGUACUCUGGCACAUCUGCUGAUUUCAUGGGAAGGGACUUUGCUAUUUUCCGUACGCUGGGAGAUCAUCAUCCAAUCAGAACUGAGCAGCAUGAUUCAAGAUGGCUGAAUGACCCCAGGUUCAUCGGCGUACACUUGAUCCCCGAGAGCGACAACCCUGAAGACGACAAGAUCUUCCUGUUCUUCAAAGAGAACGCCAUGGACGGAGAGCACACUGGGAAGGCUACCAUCGCCAGGAUAGGACAACUGUGUAAGAAUGACAUGGGAGGUCACAGGAGUCUGGUGAACAAAUGGACCACUUUCCUUAAAGCCCGACUAAUGUGUUCAGUCCCAGGGGUGAAUGGCAUCGAUACACACUUUGAUGAGCUGCAGGACGUGUUUCUGAUGAGCUCCAAGGACCCAAAGAAUCCAGUUAUCUACGCUGUAUUCACCACAUCCAGUAACAUAUUUAAAGGCUCAGCAGUCUGUAUGUACAACAUGGCAGACAUCAGGAGGGUUUUCCUGGGUCCCUACGCCCACAGAGAUGGACCCAACUACCAGUGGGUGCCCUUCCAAGGCAGGGUGCCCUAUCCUCGCCCUGGCACUUGCCCCAGCAAGACAUUUGGAGGUUUUGACUCUACCAAGGACCUUCCCGAUGACGUCAUCACCUUCGCCAGAGGUCACCCAGCCAUGUACAACCCGGUUCACCCGAUAGGUGGACGUCCUAUCAUGGUACGGACAGACGUGGACUACCAGUUCUCCCAGCUGGUGGUGGACAGAGUGGAGGCAGAGGACGGCCAGUAUGACGUCAUGUUCAUCGGCACAGAUGUGGGAACAGUGCUGAAGGUGGUCACGAUCCCCAGGGAGAGCUGGCAUGACCUAGAGGAGGUUGUGCUAGAGGAGAUGACUGUCUUUAGGGAGCCUACUCCCAUUACUGCUAUGGAGCUGUCCACCAAGCAGCAACAGCUGUACCUUGGCUCAGCCCUGGGUGUAUCACAGAUGUCUUUACACCGUUGCGAGGUGUAUGGGAAAGCUUGCGCUGAGUGCUGCCUGGCCAGAGACCCUUAUUGCGCCUGGGACGGUGCUGAGUGCUCCAGAUACUUUCCUACCGCCAAGAGGCGAACCAGAAGACAGGACAUCAGGAAUGGAGAUCCUCUGUCCCAGUGCUCUGAUCUUCAGCAUCACGAUGACGUGGAUGGAUUAGGAGGCAGUGUGGAGGACAGGAGUGUGUUUGGUGUGGAGAACAGCAGCAUGUUCCUGGAGUGCAGCCCCAAAUCUCAAAGAGCGCUCAUCUACUGGCAGCUGCAGAAGCCCAACGACGAUCGCAAGCAGGAGAUCAAGCUAGAUGACAGAGUGCUCCGUACAGACCAGGGUCUGCUGAUACGCAGCCUGGCUCAGCCUGACACUGGUAUCUACCACUGCCAGGCGGUCGAACACGGCUUCAUCCAGCCGCUGCUGCGCCUCAACCUGCAGGUCAUCCCCACCCAGAGACUGGGUGACAUCCUACCUGGACUCCCUGGUGCCGGAGGAAGCGUCGGUCACUCAGCCAAACACAGGGUGUGGUACCGAGACUUCCUCUCUCUCCUGGAUCACCCGGAGCUCAACAGCGUGGAGGAGUUCUGUGACAGAGUUUGGAAGAAAGAGCGCAAACAGAAGAGGGUGAAGACCCCCAACGGCAACAGUCAGGGCAAACCUGACGCCACCGGCAGUUCCAACCCGGUAAUACGGCCUAAAGCUUCGGCUCCUAAUGCUCAGAAGCAGCAAGCCAGCCCACCACAGAGCCGACCCUGGCUUCAGGCUGGAGAUCCAACAGCGGAGGAGCCGGCACAGAGCCAGAACACCCAGAAAGCUCAGUCAAAUCUGGGCAUACUGAGCAGCCAGGCACCUAAGAACAACCAGAAGACACAAAACGGCCAGAAGGGGCAGGGCGGUCUGGCCGGUUCUCAGGUUGCCGGUGGAUCUCGAGCGAGCAGCCAACACGCAAACAAGUGGAGACGGAUGCAGGAAAAUAAGAAGGGACGCAACAGGAGGACCCAUGAGCUGCAAAGACCCCCACGUAGCGUUUGAGGAAAAAAAUAAAGCACAGAGACGAACACAUUUUAACCAGAGCUACACACACACAAGCACAAACCCAUGCAUUCACAUUAAUACAAACACAUUCAUAGAUUGUGUGUCCAACGUAUGAUUCAGUGACCUCUUCAUAACAGCAGCCAGAACAUUAAAAAACACACUUUUUAGGUAGAAAUACAUGAAGUGCACACAACAAUAAAGCUCUCAUUCAAAGACACGAAUGCACAUAAACCUGUGAAGAUGAACAGAGGACUGAAAACUGGAAUGCAUACUGUAAAUGUGUGGCUGGUUGCCUUGGAUACUGCCUGGCAGACACUUCAACCUCCUGUACAUAAGCUACUAAAAUAAGACUGGUGUUUAGUGAGGUGUUUGUUGGUAAGCAAAUGGACUUAAAUGUGCUGAGAGGACAGUUGUGGAGACAUUCAUAGAUUUAUGGAAGCAGAGCUGCUGCCGUGUUUGAACCUGAGCAUGUGAACUGCGAAAUAGUGUACAUGGAAAUGGAUUUUUAAAAAAAGAACAAAACCGCUUAUUUUGAAGAACUUGCUCGAGGAGAAAAGGUAACAACGGCACCCUUAAAGGAGGACAGGGGGAAAUAAAGGGUGUGCACAGCUUGCACCAGUGGCUCUCAUGUUGUUUUCAAAAAACAACCAGAAGCAUUGUUACGUGGGGGGAAAAAAUGAAACUGCAAAGUCAUGCCUCUGUGCAGACAAAGUGCUUCUUCAUCGUCACCACCCUCUCCAACUGGGAAAGCAUUGUGCAUGUUGUUGUCAAUCAAUGUUUUAAUAAGCUAAUUAUUUUAUGGAAUUCUAGAGGCUUUUUUUUUUUUUUUUUUUUUUUUUUUUACACCCUACCUAAAAAAAAAUGUUACAUUUUUCUUUUAUAUUUACUUUUCCUUUCCAAACCAGUGCUUCUAUUUUGAAGGUGGGGGGAAGAGGAAAGAUUGCAGGCAACAUAGUCGUCUUCAUUGUGCAUAAACCCUUCUGCUCCCUGUGUAAGUUAUUAUGUUGUUGCUUUUUCUGGGAUUUCUAGAAUUCGGGCACGGAUCCCAGUUGUAGGCUAUGCUAAAAACCCAGUCUGAAAUAAGACUGCCAGUUGUUUUGUGUACAUAUAUACAACAAACUUAACUCUCUGUGUAUAUACAGUACAUAUACAGUACAAGAACACCACUUGAUUAUUAUUUAUUGCUCAUUGUUUUGUGAAAGGGUUGCAUUUAUUUUUGAUAUUAUGGUAUUUUUUGGCUCAUCAGUAUAUUGGAGAAACAACGGCAACAACAAUUAAGAACUUUGACGGACCAACUGGGCUGAAAUUGUGUCAAGGAUUCCUCUGUUUUGGGGAUGUGAGGGUUGAAUUAAAGGUUUUGUGUGUUCAAAUUUUUUUGGUAGAGAUCCCGCCGACGAUAAGCACAAUUUUGUCUCUUUUGCCUUUCAGAUCAUUUCAUUAUGUCUUCCCUUCUCCCCAAAUCCAUCCAACAUGUCUUUAUUUCCAUCAAGUAGCUGUUAUAUGUAAGAUAAUUCCCCAAAACUGAAAAACAUUAGCUGUGAAUCUCUGUAAGAAAUAGUGGAGAAAAAUGUUAAAUCUAGUCUGAGGAGAAGACACGUUAUACUGCAUGUGAAUGCUACCUACAGUAAGUGCAUCUUUUUUAAUCGUCUUUUUACGUGUUUUGUGUGAGAGGUGAAAAAUUCCCUUAAAGCAAGGUGUGAAUUACUUUUGUCCUUUUGCCAAAACGGUGAUAUUAACAACUCGUGAUAUUCUGGCCAAAGCUGUUCGAGAUCCGAGCUCCUUAAUCUUCAACAACGGUACCUCCUGUCUCCCCCCCGAAUACACAACAAGAGUAAAUGUGUCGAUGCAAUAAAUUAGAGCAGAUAGUGUUCAACACUCAAACGUUUGUCUCUCCCUCAGAGUUAGAAAUGUGAGAGAACUGCUGUAACACGGUUCUUUCUGGCAUGCAUUCAGUUGUCUAAAUAAACAUCUCCGUUACAAAAAAAA
Amphiprion ocellaris (clown anemonefish) is the source of this 5217-nucleotide messenger RNA. RefSeq names its product sema domain, immunoglobulin domain (Ig), short basic domain, secreted, (semaphorin) 3Aa (gene sema3aa). Lineage: Eukaryota; Metazoa; Chordata; Actinopteri; Pomacentridae. Gene Ontology annotation, molecular function: chemorepellent activity; neuropilin binding; semaphorin receptor binding. The record is from RefSeq and is a predicted model, not a curated record. Gene Ontology annotation, biological process: neural crest cell migration; motor neuron axon guidance; positive regulation of neuron migration. The transcript has 18 exons. Bases 586 to 3228 code for a protein of 880 amino acids.